UGAGGUUUGUUUGUAGGAUGUUUGAUUCUUUUCCCGGUACAACACAACUCCAACUCUCGACUUGCACCGACUUACAUUAAAACUCAACUGACAGUAUUUAAAAAACAUUUUACCUACUCGUCUUCAUCAUUAUCCGUCCCAGCGAUUCCAAAGGAAGGUGCUUUUGAGGAGUCAACUGGAAAUACCGCACAGCUUCCAGCUCUCAGCCGGGGUGUCUUCAACACAAAAACGAACGCUCCCGAUGUAACGCGGGAAACGCUACUGUGUUGUUUCUUCAGAGAGGAGCAGCCGCCACGCCAAUCCACAUAUUUACGGAUAUCAUCAUUACCAGGGCCAACAAAUGACCUGAAGCCACAGUCUUUAGCUCUAAUCUGAGAAAGGCAAUCCUCGACAGGACUGCUGCCCGCGGGCUGUGGUGCAUCCGGACAGUUUGAACCCGGAGGAGCCGUUAAUUAUAUGUCGGUCCCCGCGCUGCUCGUUAACGUUUUUCUCUGUAGCCACCGAGCAGUUGUUAGCUCAAACACAAAGAGGGGAGUCUUGCUAACUAGCUAAACAGCCAACAAACCUUUUGUUCUGUUCAUUUGUAAAAAAAAUGGAUACGUUUCAGAAGGUGGAGAAGAUAGGAGAAGGGACGUAUGGAGUGGUUUACAAAGCCAAGAACAAAGUCACCGGAGAAACUGUUGCUCUGAAGAAAAUCCGGCUCGACACGGAAACAGAGGGUGUACCAAGCACUGCCAUCCGAGAGAUCUCACUUCUCAAAGAACUCAGUCACCCAAAUAUUGUCAAAUUGCGAGAUGUCAUCCACACCGAGAACAAGCUCUACCUGGUUUUUGAGUUCCUUCAUCAGGAUCUAAAAAAGUUCAUGGACUCCUUCACAGUCGCUGGUAUCCCACUGCCUCUGGUUAAGAGUUAUCUUUUCCAGCUGCUGCAAGGCCUGGCCUUCUGCCACUCUCACAGGGUUCUGCAUCGAGACCUGAAGCCCCAGAAUCUCCUCAUCAACGCCCAGGGGGAGAUCAAGCUCGCUGACUUCGGCUUGGCAAGAGCAUUCGGGGUGCCCGUCCGCACUUACACACACGAGGUGGUAACACUUUGGUACAGAGCACCAGAAAUCCUCCUGGGCUGUAAAUACUACUCAACAGCUGUCGACAUCUGGAGUCUGGGCUGCAUCUUUGCUGAAAUGCUCACCAAGAGGGCCUUAUUCCCCGGAGACUCCGAGAUCGAUCAGUUAUUCCGAAUCUUCCGCACUUUGGGCACGCCUGAUGAGACCGUCUGGCCUGGAGUCACAUCGAUGCCCGACUACAAACCAUCGUUCCCCAAGUGGGCACGGCAGGAUUUAGCCAAAGUGGUGCCGAUUCUUGAUGAGGAUGGAAGAGAACUGCUUGGAGAAAUGCUGAAUUAUGAUCCAAACAAAAGGUUAUCUGCCAAAAACGCUCUUGUACAUCGAUACUUCCGCGACGUCACCAUGCCAAUUCCCCAUCUGAGACUCUGAGUCAAGAAGGUAUCAGUCCAUUUUAAUACCAACAAUGUCCCAGCAAUAAGGACGUCCUCGCCUCGCCUCAUAUCCACGACUGGAAUGGACAUAAAAAGUGGACACUACAGGAUAUGUUGGAUCCUUUAAUGGAUAUUUGGUAAUACCUAAAACCAGCUUUCGAGACGAUGGACAUCCCGAGAGUUCUAUUGUUCUUUCAGUCAUGAUGUUAUAAUCGUUUAACUGUACAUUUCAAUAAUAUUAUUUUGCAUAUUUGUGUGCAACUGCCAUUUUGGAUGUUAAUGUUAUUUGUGAUUUGGGAAAGUCUUCAGGCUGACAUCCGGCAGACUCAUUCUAGUAAUCUGCCGUUAAAUUUCCCAAUUUAAAUGGUAUGUUGGCUUUAGGAUGUCCACAUUUAAAUAGUCAAAUAGUUAGUUAAAUUUGAUUGAAUAAGUUUGUGGGAUAGUGCAAAUAACAAACGUCAUGCUUCGUGAGACUGAGCAUCCGCUGAGUGACGGAUGUGAACGAACGUCGGCGGCUCAUGUAAAACAGUUGGUGCUGAAAGGGCAUGAGACUCCAGUCUCUUUCUCUUUAGGUUGAUUUUCUUGCAGUGAAAUUCUUUAAAUUUGAGUCUAAAGUAUCUUGUAGUGAUUUUAAAACCGCACCCCACACACACACACACACAUGUUUAUUGGUCGUUCAGGUUUGCAGGACUCACUCCCCACCAGACUGUUCUCAGCGUUGUACAUACGGUUGUGAUAUACAAGUGUUACCUGUUUGAAUUCAGAUUUUACAGAAUUUAAUGUGCCGUCUCAUCUUUCUUACUCUAGAUUUUAUUCGAACGUAACAAAUAAUUUUUAUGGAUAUUGUUUAUUUACAGUUUGCAAAAAAAAAAAUUAAACUUGUUUAAACAGCUGUU
This is a messenger RNA of Cottoperca gobio, 2387 nucleotides long. It is a transcript of the gene cdk2, whose product is annotated as cyclin dependent kinase 2. The coding region runs from base 593 to 1489 and encodes 298 amino acids. Gene Ontology annotation, molecular function: ATP binding; cyclin binding; cyclin-dependent protein serine/threonine kinase activity. NCBI's taxonomy places the organism in Eukaryota, Metazoa, Chordata, Actinopteri, Perciformes, Bovichtidae. The transcript has 7 exons. The record is from RefSeq and is a predicted model, not a curated record. Gene Ontology annotation, cellular component: cyclin-dependent protein kinase holoenzyme complex; nucleus; cytoplasm. Gene Ontology annotation, biological process: signal transduction; regulation of gene expression; G1/S transition of mitotic cell cycle.